This is a messenger RNA of Aspergillus pseudonomiae, 834 nucleotides long. RefSeq lists its product as uncharacterized. The transcript has a single exon. The coding region runs from base 43 to 279 and encodes 78 amino acids. The record is from RefSeq and is a predicted model, not a curated record. Lineage: Eukaryota; Fungi; Ascomycota; Eurotiomycetes; Eurotiales; Aspergillaceae.
GGAAGAAGGGGAAAUGACAUUAAUCAUAAGGUAAUCGGGGGGAUGGGGGAGAAGCUGAAGAACAUUGUACGGUGCCUUUUCGCAUCUGCGUUCUGGCAUCCGCCACACCGGGUCGCGGCCUCACCGUUGCCUGCCAAUGAGAACCAUGGCACGUGGCUGGGAAAGGAGCUUCUCAGCCACACCGCCAUCGCCAGGUGCAGAUCAAUUCACCACCAAACCGCAUUUCUCUUGAUUGGUACUGGCAGAUACCACAGCCAUACUCCGGACAGAUCCAACUAACAACCGUAUGCCGCUUGAGGCAUAGACUCUGCUGCAGGCUACUCGUAAACUGCCGGCUUAAGUUGACACCGUCUACCAGGCCACGUCGGGCCUCCCGAGCAAACAUGACCUCAUGGAUCGGUACCUAAGGUACCCAAUGGAUACACUGCCAACACUUCUUGCCCAAUCCACGGAACUGCUGAGAACCGCCUGCAUCGGGCGGACAGUCGGUGCACCGCUGGUCAAUGGCUAAACUAUGAUUGGAUUCUCUGGUGAAGGCGAACCAAGCCGAAGGCAAUUAGAAGACAGUUAGAUGUUUCAGAACUAGGCUAAAUCUCGCCUAUACUACCUUCUACUAUGGUCCAUGUGAAGAGUGAGAAGUAAAUACGAAGUUGAUUCGACAUGUGGAAUGUGCUUUCUGUAUAGAUAGAGUCCACCUGGUGUUCGUUGUCUAUGAAAUAUUGCCCACUUUUUCACGCUACUUGACACCGCAAUUUGAUGUCUCCAUCGAUGCGUCUGUUUGUCUGUCUACGUGAAUUAUAUUCCUCUCUCUGUCUUUUUUUUUUUUUUAAAAAA